This is a messenger RNA of Leopardus geoffroyi (Geoffroy's cat), 596 nucleotides long. RefSeq names its product G protein subunit gamma 5 (gene GNG5). Gene Ontology annotation, cellular component: heterotrimeric G-protein complex. NCBI's taxonomy places the organism in Eukaryota, Metazoa, Chordata, Mammalia, Carnivora, Felidae. Gene Ontology annotation, biological process: G protein-coupled receptor signaling pathway. The transcript is spliced from 3 exons. The record is from RefSeq and is a predicted model, not a curated record. Gene Ontology annotation, molecular function: G-protein beta-subunit binding. The coding region runs from base 150 to 356 and encodes 68 amino acids.
CGGGUGGAGCCGCUGGGCAAAGAACCGGAAACUUAAGAGACAAAGUUCGGAGCCCCGCCCCCCGCCGCGCUGCCCCGCCGUCAGACCCCGCGGACCCUCUACCGGACCGAUUCCCGCAACGACGAAUCUGCCCGGCUCUCGCGAGCGCCAUGUCGGGUUCCUCCAGCGUCGCCGCUAUGAAGAAAGUGGUUCAACAGCUCCGGCUGGAAGCCGGGCUCAACCGCGUGAAGGUUUCCCAGGCAGCUGCAGAUUUGAAACAAUUCUGUCUGCAGAAUGCUCAACACGAUCCCCUGCUGACUGGAGUAUCUUCAAGUACAAAUCCCUUCAGACCCCAGAAAGUCUGUUCCUUUUUGUAGUAAAACGAAUCUUUGGUUUUCUAAACCAUUUUUCAUGAACCAGUGCAUAUUCAAAGGAGAACUAAAUUUGGAGCCUGUAUGAAAGCUUAUCCCUAUAACACGUGCCAUACUAUAUAAACUUCUACUUUUGUCAGUCCUUAACAUCUACCUCUCUGAAUUUUCAUAAAUUUCUAUUUCACAAGGGUAAUUAUUUUAUAUACACUGGCAGCCACAUACAAUAAAAUACUUAGUGUAAAAGUU